GUGGAGCCGAACAGGAAGUGAAGUGUCAACGCGAGUCUCGCCAAAACAGAGAGAGCUGCCGACCGCUGCUUUGAUGAACGUACCUAUCAAUAAUUAUUACAGCCCUACACUGCUGCAUAGUGAGCUCAAAAUAGAGACUCUGCUGUCAUCUGCUGGUAAGCUGGAGACCUGCAGCAUUGGCGUCAUGGUGAAGGAUGUUUCGAAAGGUCAAGAAGCGCCACAGCAGCAGCAGCUCCCAGAGCAGUGAGAUCAGCACUAAAAGCAAGUCAGUAGAUUCCAGUUUGGGAGGCCUGUCUAGAUCAAGCACCGUCGCCAGUCUUGAUACGGACUCCACCAAGAGCUCAAGUAACGCCGUGUCCGACACCUGUGCAGAGUUCAGGGUCAAGUAUGUGGGAGCCAUCGAGAAGCUGGAGUUUGAGAUGAGCAAAACCCUGCAGGAGCCUUUAGACCUGAUCAACUACAUCGAUGCAGCUCAGCAAGAUGGAAAACUGCCGUUUGUGCCUGGAGAUGAGGAGAUGAUUCUGGGAGUGUCCAAGUAUGGAGUUAAAGUGGCCUCAUUGGACCAGUGUGAUGUGCUUCACCGUCACCCACUCUACCUGAUUGUACGUAUGCUUUGCUAUGAUGAUGGUCUGGGUGCUGGAAAAAACCUUCUCGCUCUGAAGACCACAGAUGCAGAGCAGCAGGAGUGCAGCAUCUGGGUGUAUCAGUGCAGCAGUGCGGAACAAGCCCAAGCUAUCUGUAAAGUACUGUCCACCUCCUUCGACUGUGCCCUGGCCUCAGAGAAGUCCUGAGGUCUGUUUCGGGGUGUCCUGUUCUUCCAACUUCAUGUUUCAUCAGGAGCAGCAGCAGGAGGAACACUGAAGUCUGUUUGUGGAAGGUGCCCUUUCUAAAAGCAUCUGACAGAAAUGCUGGAAUUUGUCUUACUUUGUUUUAUGUUAUAACACAGCUGAUCGGUCUUUGUUCAGCAUGAAAGGGCAGCCAUCUCAACCACAUGUUUACACCGUAUACAUUAGUCCCAGUAUCCUCUUUUCUUAACAGCCCCACCACGACCCAAAAGCCAAGUUUGGGCCGUGUCUAUUUUUGUAAGGUAAUUUAAUCUUAUUUAAUGUAAAUAUACAAUAUCCUCAGAGCACGUUUCCCACUAUGGGCCAGCGAAUCUGUGAUUUCUUGAGCUCUGGUGGGAUUUGUGUGAAUUGUGGUACAUUGUCAAAGAUGCUGUAAAACCCAACCCCUCUGCGUUGUUUAUACGUACUCUCCCUUUUAAGGUCAUCCUGGUCCAGGUGGGAUCGGAUCAGUUAUUACGGUACAAUAAAUCAUACGAAAGUAA
Messenger RNA from Labeo rohita (rohu), 1327 nucleotides. It is a transcript of the gene itgb1bp1, whose product is annotated as integrin beta 1 binding protein 1. Gene Ontology annotation, molecular function: integrin binding. NCBI's taxonomy places the organism in Eukaryota, Metazoa, Chordata, Actinopteri, Cypriniformes, Cyprinidae. The transcript is spliced from 7 exons. Gene Ontology annotation, biological process: negative regulation of focal adhesion assembly; negative regulation of substrate adhesion-dependent cell spreading. Gene Ontology annotation, cellular component: ruffle; lamellipodium; cell periphery. The record is from RefSeq and is a predicted model, not a curated record. The coding region runs from base 195 to 791 and encodes 198 amino acids.